GGUCGGGGUGCGGCCUUGGGCCUGGCGGGAGGUGCCGGGGAGCGGCCCGUGCGGCGGCUCCGCCGUCCUCGCAGCGUCCCGGUGCGGGGCCUCCGUGUGCGCCGGGCCGGCCGGGAGCGGGGCUCGGCUGUGCCGCGGGUUGAAGCGGCCCGAGCCGCCCUGCCGACGUGCUGCCGGUACCGCCUCUGCCCCGCCGACCCCCGGACGGACGGACGGACGGACAGACAGGCAGGGCCCGGGCUGACCCCGAACGCUGACGGCCGGCACCGGGCGGCCCAUCGCCGCGCACUGCUGGGUGCCGGGAAAGCCGCUGUGCGCGGAGCUCCCGCUGCUGCCCGGCGCGUCCCCGCGCUCGCCCUCCCGCCGCUGCCGUCGCUGUUGACCCGCUCUGAUGAAUGAAUGCCGGCGUCCCUUCACGCCCUGCCCGGUUACCCCGGACGUUUGGGGCCCGCCGGUUGCACACGGAGGAGGUGCGAGCCGCCCCCCGCCCCGCAGCUGACGCUGACCGGCUGCUCACCGCCCCGCUGCGGUUCCCAGGCAUGAAUGACCAGGCUCACCCCCAGCACUGAGCAGCCACAGCCGGGCCACCAUGCCAAUCCCACCCCCGCCGCCGCCGCCCCCCGGCCCCCCGCCGCCCCCCACCUUCAGUCAGGCGAACACAGAACCACCAAAAUUGAGCCGAGAGGAGCAGCGCGGCCGUGGAGCCCUCCUGCAGGACAUCUGUAAAGGGACCAAGCUAAAGAAGGUGACACAAAUCAAUGACCGGAGCGCCCCGAUCCUAGAGAAGCCCAAGGGCAGCGGUGGCAGCAGCUACGGCUCCAGCUCAGCUGCGAUCCAACCCAAAGGUGGCCUCUUCCAAGGGGGUGUGCCCAAGCUCAGACCUGUGGGAGCAAAGGACAGCUCAGACAGCUCCGGGAAGCAAACCCUGCAAGUCCCCGGCUCCAGAGCUGCUGCCCCCAGGCCCCCGGUGCCGGCCAGCAACAGCCGACCUCAGGAUGAUUCUGACAACAGCCGAGGCUCUCCGCCGGAGCUGCCACGCACGCAGCGGCCGUCCCUUCCAGACCUCUCCCGGCCCGGCACCGCCGGUGGCACCGGCAUGAAGCACAGCUCGUCUGCACCGCCGCCUCCCCCCCCAGGCCGCCGUGCCGCCGCGCCGCCCGCCCCCCCGCCUGCACACGGCCCCAAGGUCUCCUCCUACAACCGGGAGAAGCCCCUGCCGCCCACCCCGGGACAGCGAGCGCCUGCUGGCAGGGACGGACCCCCCGCCCCCCCACCCGUCAAGCCCCCGCCCUCCCCAGUCAGUAUCCGAACGGGGUCGGGGGCUCAGAGCCAGUCCCUCGCUCCCCCACCGCCCCCUUACCGGCAACCCCCCGGCGUCCCCAACGGCCCUUCCAGCCCCAUCAACGAGUCUGCCCCGGAACUGCCGCAGAGGCACAACUCCCUGCACAGGAAGACGCCGGCCCCCUUGCGGGGUCUCGCACCGCCGCCGCCUGCCUCGGCCUCCCCGUCCCUCCAGAGCAGCCGCCCCCCGCCGCCAGCCCGGGACCCCCCCAGCCGUGGUGCAGGUGAGAACUCUGCCCUUCUGAGCCUGGUUGUGGCUGGGCUGUUUGUGGCUGGUGGGAGAUGCCCAGGGAGCCGUUGGAGCUGGGAAGCAGUGAGGUGGUUCUUCCUGCACGGGGCAGUUGGCAUUGAGAUUGACCCAGGGGUGGCUUCUGGGUUCUCUCGUUCUGUUGACAGCCCUGGUUGUGCCUGGCUCUUUUUGUCUGUUGGCAGUAGGUUGUGGCUGUGCAACUCAAGCACAAGUGGCCACCGUAUCCUCCUGGGGUGGGAGAAGAGCAUGCUGGAACUGCAUGCUGUGGCUUCUCCCCUGAGCUUCCUAAAUGUUGCUGGGGCAGUGACAAAAAGCUGCAGCAGAGCCUCAGGAAUGCUCCAGCUCCAUUCUGUGUGCUGGAUUUGGCACUGCGAGGUUCAGAAACCCUGAUGCAGGCCUGGUGUCUCAUGUGUGCACACCAGUGGUGCUGUGGCCUCCUCCCAAGAGGUGACUGUGGAGUCCCCUCCUUGUCCCACUGCUGGGAGAGGGGACAGUGUUGUCCUGGUGCCCCUGCCUGCUGCUGAGCUCUAUGUCCAGCCCGCAGCUCCAGCCUGGGCCCCUGCCAAGCCGCCGUACUUCAGGCUCUGCCAGAAUCCUCUGCUGAGUUACGGCUGGCGGUCCGCUGCCUUAGUCUGUGUGUAAUUAGCCUAACAAGGAGCAUGACCUGCCACUGUACUUUGGUAGGAAUGAGGGGACAGUCAGCAGGGCCGCUGUUUUGGUAGCCUCUGGGCUGAGGGGCAGGGCUGGGGGCUCAUGCCCACCUGGCCCUGUUCCCCUCCACCCUUGGAGCUGGUGGGGAGGAUGUCCCUGAUCCCGCUGCAGGGCCGGGGGGUGUCGCCGUGGGUCCCCUUGUCCCACUGUGCAGAUGCUGACCUCGCUCUCCUUGCAGCCCCGCCACCCCCGCCACCCAUGCUGCGAAAUGGGGGGCGUGAUGCCCCCCCGCCCCCACCCCCCUACAGACUGCACGGUUC
Phasianus colchicus (ring-necked pheasant) is the source of this 2562-nucleotide messenger RNA. RefSeq names its product WAS/WASL interacting protein family member 2 (gene WIPF2). The record is from RefSeq and is a predicted model, not a curated record. Gene Ontology annotation, molecular function: actin binding. NCBI's taxonomy places the organism in Eukaryota, Metazoa, Chordata, Aves, Galliformes, Phasianidae.